AUGAAUAAUGAAGCGACAGUUAAAUCAGCCGAACAUACACCUGAGGCUGAAAGGAUUCCAGAGCCAAUAAACGAAGAUUGUUCGACACAGAAUCUGAAAACACAGCCGCAAAUAUCUAAACUGAAUAUGCAACUAAAUGACACAAAAUUAUCUCCACUGAAAAAAAUCUCAACACCAGAGAAGGACAUCGCACCUUUGAAGAAAGUUACUACAACGGAUGUUCGUAAAGAUAUCAAACAUAGAAAAUUGUGCGUACUAAGCAACAGCACUCGAAGAGGCAUACUACAGGCUAUUGAAGACAAUUUUGCAAGUGACUUUAUAUACUUUUUUCUUGUACCUACAAUACCUAUGGAGGUGGAUAGAGAAAUAAAACAACUGAAAAAUACUCAAAGUGUGGGUUACGAUGGUGUUUGCACUAAAGUUGUAAAACAGUGUAACUUUGUCACAGAAUGUUGCAAGCAUAAAGUGCAGCCUGUGCACACAUAUCAUAAAACUUUUAUAAGGACUAAUGCCACUUAG
Messenger RNA from Parnassius apollo (apollo), 519 nucleotides. Lineage: Eukaryota; Metazoa; Arthropoda; Insecta; Lepidoptera; Papilionidae. The record is from the annotation of a GenBank genome assembly.